AUGACUUCCUCUUCUGUUGUUGAUAAACCUCCGGUAAGACGUGUUGCUAUCUUUGGAGGAACUCAUGGCAAUGAGUUAUCAGGGGUAUUUUUGGUCAAGCACUGGCAAGAGAAUGGAGCUGAGAUUCAAAGAACUGGAAUGGAAGUAAAACCAUUUCUUACCAACCCAAGAGCUGUGAAGAAGUGUACUAGAUACAUUGACUGUGAUCUGAACCGUGUUUUUGACCCUGAUAAUCUUGGCAGGACAGUGGUGGAAGAUAUUCCAUAUGAAGUGAGAAGGGCUCAGGAAAUCAAUCAUAUAUUUGGGCCAAAAGGUAGUGAUGAUGCGUAUGACCUUAUUUUUGACCUUCACAACACCACUUCUAACAUGGGUGGUACCCUUAUUCUUGAAAACUCCAGGGAUGACUUUACAAUUCAAAUGUUUCAUUAUAUCAAGAAUGCUUUGGCUCCAGAACGAUGUCCUGUUUUGCUGAUUGAACAUCCUAGCUUGAAAUACGCAACAACUCGAUCUGUAGCAAAACAUCCUGUUGGCGUGGAGGUGGGUCCCCAGCCACAAGGUGUUGUUAGAGCUGAUACUCUGGACAAAAUGAGGAAGAUUGUCAAACAUGGCCUUGAUUUUGUGCAACUUUUUAAUGAAGGAAAGGAAUUUCCACCAUGUACAAUCGAGGUUUUUAAAAUAAUGGAGAAAGUAGAUUAUCCCAGGAAUAAAAAUGAUGAAGUUAUUGCUAUUAUUCACCCUAAACUGCAGGAUCAAGACUGGCAGCCACUGAACAAUGGUGAUCCUCUAUUUUUAACUCUUGAUGGAGAAGUAAUUACAUAUAAAGGGGACUGUACAGUCUAUCCAACAUUUAUUAAUGAAGCUGCAUAUUAUGAAAAGAAACAAGCUUUUGUAAAAACAGUAAAAAUGACACUCACUGCAAAACACAUUAGAUCCUCAGUCUUAGACCAGAACACUUCUUAAAAGCUUAUUACAGAUUUUCAGUACAAAAAGUGGAUUUCUUCUCUGCAAAAUCCAGUCUUAUUCAGUAGUAAUUCA
Messenger RNA from Phaethon lepturus (White-tailed tropicbird), 1035 nucleotides. It is a transcript of the gene ASPA, whose product is annotated as aspartoacylase. Gene Ontology annotation, molecular function: hydrolase activity, acting on carbon-nitrogen (but not peptide) bonds, in linear amides; hydrolase activity, acting on ester bonds. The record is from RefSeq and is a predicted model, not a curated record. The transcript is spliced from 6 exons. Bases 1 to 960 code for a protein of 319 amino acids. NCBI's taxonomy places the organism in Eukaryota, Metazoa, Chordata, Aves, Phaethontiformes, Phaethontidae.